GGUGCCCGGGCACGAAUCGUCUCUGUGUGCAGCCAGGGAGCCGGCCUGGUGUGGUGUGAGGAGAGGCCUCCCCUGGACGCCCACUCAGACAUGAGCAAGUGUGCCUUCAGGUUCUGCGUCUGCACCCGGGCUCUGGAGGUGGGGGAGCAAGGCGUGCGGCUGGGCACUGUAAGUAUAGUCCUGCACAACAGCCCUGAGUACGAGGUCCUGGCCUCCCCCCAGCACGUCUUCCUGGUGCCUGCCACUGCCAGCUUUGCCACCACUUCCAAAUUCCUCCUCGUCUGGCAUCCCGAGAAGGCAAAGCUCACCAUUACAGCCCCUUCUGCAGGCUUUGUUCACAGCAAGGUGCUGCACUCCAGCAGCGAGUCAGACUUCAGGAAGCUCCUGCUUGGCUCUGUGGGUAUUCUCUCAGGUUUGGCACCUCUGGACAUUCACACCUCCACUGUGUCCAACAGUGGGGGUCUGCUGCUGGUAAGCACGAAGGGUGCUGUGAACAUGGUGGAGCCAGAUGGGACACAGAGGCAUAUCUUUGACCUGGAGGGGGGCCCCCUGGCCCAAGGAAGUCCUGUCCAGCUGAAGACCUUUGGCAGCAUCCUGGCCUGUGUGCUGGCUGGGGUCCUGUACCUCGUCGACCAGAACAGUGGAAGGCUCAUAGAAAAGAAAAUCCUGAACAUGAAACAGGUGCAUUUCCUGGAUCCCCUGGGAGAGGAGGACAGCAUCCAGCUCCUCACUCAAACUGGCAUCUACAGCUUUAGCUUCUCCAAACCUGAGGACAGCAUCAGGCCUGAGCCGUGCCUGGUGGAGAUGGUGUUUGAGGAGGCCUGCAGAUACUAUCAGAGGAGGAGCCUCAGCAGCUCCAAGCUGACGGUGGAGAAAUUGAAGAAAGGUGGUGUGUUCCAGGCUCCUGUGGCCCUCGCUGCCAUCCUGCAGCACAGCCUCCGCCAGAAGCAGAAGCCAGCCCGAGGCCUCCAAGACACUUACGCCAAGCUGUUGAGCACAAUGAGCCUGGAGCUGCAGAGCUACAUGAGCCUGGAGCUCCUCAAGACCUGCGUGGUGUGUGCCCCAGAGAGUGAGGUGGAAAGCUACUGCGAGGAACUGGUGGAGCAGGAGGUCAGCCGCGUUCUGCACUCUGACAUGGACAAGGACAACUUGGCCUACCUGAACUCUGUCUUUGCCUCCUUCCCCAAGGCUGCCUGGAAGGCCACGAGGAGCUGCCUGCAGCUGCAGCAGAAUGGGGACGGCCUCUUGGUAGCCAGGGCCACCCCGGAGGUGUGGAAGAAGGUCCUGGGAGGGCCGCAGCAGGAGGAGGUUGGUCAGAAUGGGGUGGUCCCACUCUUCGAGCUCAUCUGUGCCUCAUUCCUGAGGUUCAAACCCAAGUGGCUGCCCAGUUUUGUGGAGCUGACCCAGCAGUACGUUAGCAUCUCUUGGGCAUACAGCAGCAAGGAGGGCCCAGAGGGCCGGGUGCCACUGUACAAGAGAGCACUGGGAGUACUGGCCAGGAAGAAUAAGCGCAGCGAGGCAGAUGAGGAGAUGGAGCUCGAACUGCUGCUCUGCAGCAAGAGGCCUAAGGCUGUGCUGCAAGCUCUGCACCUUCUCAUCCGCCUGAAGCGGUGGCAGCGGGUGGUGGAGGUGGCAGAGAAGUUCUCCAAGCUCAGCCUCUUGCUUAACAAGGAGAUAUUCACCACACUGCUGGCGGAGUUUGCCCAGCACCGGGAGCUGGACCCUUAUCUGGAUACACUGUGGCCGCUGUGCCCCGCUGAGCUUACCGCCUCGGACAUCCUCGCCGUGGUUCUGCAGCAUCUCCCUUGUUCCCAGGAGGACCCAGUGCCCUUCUCCAGCGAGGGAAACCAGCUGACUGUAGGAUUGCUCAAGCCGUUGCUGCAAAGGGUUGUACAGCGUCCCUGCAUCCAGGACGAGAUGUACUCGGAUGCCUUGCAGAGCCCCAUCUUCCCCCCUCCUACCCCACCCCGAGAACACAAGAUCCCCUCAAAAGCAGCAGCCGACGAUGCCUCUCAGCCACCCAUCGCAAGGACUUCCUCCCCCUCGGCGCUGGUACAGGGUGACACUGCAUGA
Molecule: messenger RNA, 2073 nt
Organism: Pelecanus crispus (Dalmatian pelican)
Lineage: Eukaryota; Metazoa; Chordata; Aves; Pelecaniformes; Pelecanidae
Gene: HPS6
Product: HPS6 biogenesis of lysosomal organelles complex 2 subunit 3
Biological process (GO): protein localization to membrane; organelle organization; lysosome localization
Cellular component (GO): BLOC-2 complex; lysosomal membrane
Source: RefSeq, a predicted model, not a curated record